AUGGGAUGCAAAUCGGGCUGCUGUGGCCCUCCGGUCACAGAGCCACCCGCUACUAAAGUAUCAUCUCAGGGUGAUACUGAAAGUUGCAGUGCUCAAGACAAGGCGGCUGUGGCUGGACGAAAGGAUGGAGAACCAGCAAUCAACCAGCAAUCGGGCAGCUGCUACGCUUCCGGUAUUUGCGAAGAUGGCAAAAACAACAAUGACGAUGAUGCCCCCGACUGCUGCCGUGGCAAGAUCAGUCCCUGCUGCAGUGCAGCUUGUAUUGACCGUCUUGCUAUGCGCGACUGCAGGAUGAGCUUUGAUACCAAAGAGGGUAAGCGACUAACCUUGCCAUAUGAUGCAGAAGACGUGUUUGCUAAUACCGCAUCAGCUGGAACGGGUUGCGGCAACUCUACCCAUAACUGCGCUGGCGCAACCGACGGCAAGCCAUGCAGCAAGCACAGCAUUUCUGCUCUUGACCGCUACGGUGCAACUCUUCAAGCUCUAGGGUGUCUUUGUCGCACUCUUAUUGCUAUGGGCCAGGAAUCUUGCUGCGAGACCUGGGGUAGCCCGGCUAAGAAGUUGUCUCCUCGUUCUCUCCUACGCACUUCAAUCGACUCUGGCCGCAGUACAGGCUCUGUCGCCAAAGAAAAGGCUGUAGAGAACCGAUUCCGUCUGCGAAAUCGCUCCACUGAGACUGUAAAAUCUGCCAGUCAACCAUCGGUUAAGAAGAGCUGCGUUAAAGCAUGUUGUUCAGUGGCCAAGCCAGACAAGGACGCUAUUACUAAAGAUAAAUGCGGGAAGGGGUGUUGUGCAAAAGACAAUGUCAAUGAUCAACAAAUUGUCCUUGAGAAACCGAACCAAAAGCUUCCUGACGACCUUGCUGGUAUGGGCGGAUGUCUCGACACCUGCUGCUCCCAGAAGCCUCUGCCCCAACAGCAACCCGUUGACCGAGAUGAUAGCAAGGUUGCCAAGAAUUUCGUGACUACGGAUACUAGUUGCUCUGACUUCUAUUACACAGCUGGGUGUAAAGAGAACCCUGUUGCCAAAAACUGCCCGGUCACAGAGGUUAAUAACUCUGCAGUAAAUGGAUGGUCAAAGUCUUGCCAUGCGACCAAGACAGGAGAAAUUGUUGGGAAACAACCUACGUCUACUUGUGGUGGUACUUGUUGCAAGCCAAAAGAAAGGCUUUCGACUGAGCUCCCAGGCGACAACUGUGCUGGGUCCUGCUGCGAGAAACCUCAGGCUUGUCAAAUCUCCGAUGAUGACUGCUGUACCUCUAAUGCCCUCAAAGAGCACCCAGACAACAAAGUAUUUGCUAUCAAAAAGCCUACCGAUCUAGAGAAUCAGACGACAGGAAAAGAACGUGUGGUUCUCAGUAUCUCGGGUAUGACCUGCACUGGCUGCGAGACCAAACUCAAUCGAACACUAGCUACAGUUCCUGCUGUCAAGGAGCUGAAAACAAGUCUCGUUCUCUCACGGGCAGAAUUCAACAUUGACUUACGCCUCGGAUCAGUUGACGAGGUUAUCAAACACCUCGAACGAACCACAGAGUUCAAAUGCGAGAGAAUCCAAACUCAAGGUUCCAGUUUGGAUCUCGCUGUGGAUGGCGACACAUCGCAGUUCGUGAGACAGGCAUGGCCUGACGGCGUUGUUGAUAUGAUUGUUCUUGACAAGAACAAUGUUCGGGUUUCCUUUGAUCCUAAAAUUAUUGGUGCACGAGACCUUGCUGAAGGAUCAUGGGUGCCUCGCGUUAAGCUUGCCCCUCCAGUUGCGGACUCAUCUGUCGAGGCUGGAAAUAGGCAUGUUCGCCAUGUUGGUUAUAUGACUCUGCUGUCUGCAGUUCUUACGAUUCCUGUACUUGUCAUGGCAUGGGCGCCAAUCCCCGAGAAUGAGAUAGCCUACUCUUCGGCUUCACUUGCGUUGGCUACAUUCGUCCAAUUUUUCAUUGCCGGACCUUUCUAUCCCAAGGCUAUCAAAGCACUGGUUUUCUCUCGAGUCGUCGAGAUGGAUUUAUUGAUUGUCCUGAGCACCAGUGCAGCCUACGUCUUCUCAGUUGUCUCCUUUGGAUACCUCGUUGCUGGAGGGCCUCUCUCGACUGGACAAUUUUUCGAAACCUCCACUUUGCUGGUGACUUUAAUCAUGGUUGGCCGAUGGGUUGCGGCACUCGCUCGUCAGAAGGCAGUCGAGUCAAUCUCUAUUCGGUCACUCCAGGCAUCAACUGCCAUCAUCGUCGAUGAGAAGAGCGGCAUCGAGCGCGAGAUUGACAUUAGACUUCUUCAAUAUGGCGACGUCUUCAAGGUUCUUCCCGAUACAAAAAUUCCUACUGAUGGGACCGUCAUGACCGGCUCAUCCGAAGUUGACGAAUCCAUGCUUACGGGCGAGUCCCGACCCCUGGAGAAGUACCCCGGAUCUGGUGUUAUUGCAGGGUCCAUCAACGGUUCAGGUGUUAUGAUUGUGCGACUGAGUCGCUUGCCUGGUGAUAAUACCAUCAAUACGAUUGCCGCCAUGGUUGAUGAGGCCAAGCUGUCAAAGCCGAAGCUGCAGGACCUGGCAGACCGAGUGGCUUCCUAUUUUGUCCCUGUAGUAGUUGCCUUGACCAUCAUCACGUUCGUGAUUUGGGUUAGUAUUGGCCUGACAAUCCGGGGAUAUGGCGGCUCCAAGGCUACAACCGAAGCAAUCACCUAUGCCAUAGCUGUUCUCAUUGUGUCAUGCCCUUGCGCGAUUGGAUUGGCAGUUCCCAUGGUUAUUGUGAUCAUGAGCGGAGUGGCUGCUGAGAAAGGCAUCAUCUUCAAGUCGGCUGACGCUAUCGAAGUUGCUCACAAGACAUCUCAUGUCGUUUUUGAUAAGACUGGUACUUUGACUCAGGGGAAACUGUCUGUUGUUUCAAAGGAGUUCAUCGACAAACCUUCCCUUCCACUCCUUUUGGGUCUUAUCGAGAACAGCCGACAUCCAGUUUCGGUAGCUGUGGCGAGGCAUCUUAGGGAUAUAGGAAUCCAGCCUUCUACUGCAGGUGAAACAAAGAGCCUGACAGGUAAAGGUCUCGAAGCAACCGUACAAGGUCAGAGGCUCAAGGCUGGAAACUCCCGUUGGUUGGGUCUUUCAGAAGAUCCUCUCGUCUGCCCGUUGCUCGCUCAAGGUUAUACUGUCUUUUGUUUCACAGUAAAUGACGACUUGCGCGCUGUGUAUGGCCUCCAGGACGAACUCAGACACGAUGCUCUUGAUACUGUAAAGACGCUACACCUGCGUGGCCUUUCAGUCCACGUGGUCUCUGGCGACGAUGAUGAAGCUGUCCAGAAUCUAGCCACGAAACUGAACAUCCCGAGAAACAAUGUCCGCUCCCGUACUUCACCUGCUGGCAAGAAGGACUACAUGCAGGCCCUUCUUGGUAACGGAGCUGACCACAAGAAGCCAGUUGUUGUUUUCUGUGGUGAUGGUACAAAUGACGCUGUUGCUCUUGCUCAAGCCACUAUCGGCGUACACAUGAACGAAGGUACAGAUGUUGCUCAAUCUGCUGCAGACGUAGUCCUCAUGCGACCUGCUCUCGGUGGCAUUAUCACCAUGAUAGAUGCGAGCCGAAAGUCUGUCAAUCGUAUCAAGUUCAACUUUUGGUGGAGUUUUGUGUACAACACGUUUGCUGUGCUCCUCGCUGCUGGCGCAUUUGUCAACGCCAGAAUUCCACCGGAAUAUGCAGGCCUUGGAGAGUUGGUGAGCGUUUUGCCUGUUAUUCUGGCCGCAGUGCUCCUGCGCUGGUCAAAGAUAUAA
Molecule: messenger RNA, 3744 nt
Organism: Fusarium poae
Lineage: Eukaryota; Fungi; Ascomycota; Sordariomycetes; Hypocreales; Nectriaceae
Exons: 1
Coding region: 1-3744 (1247 amino acids)
Biological process (GO): monoatomic cation transport
Cellular component (GO): membrane
Molecular function (GO): ATP binding; ATP hydrolysis activity; metal ion binding
Source: RefSeq, a predicted model, not a curated record